GUCUCGCUGUAGUAGUGUGAUGCGCUACAUCCAGUCGAGCUGCUGUAAUCUUGUGGACGAUACGAUUACAAGUCAAAAAGGAUUUUAAAGGAAUAUAGUGCACGAAAUACAAGAAGAUUAGUGUUUUGACAUAUCUGGUUAACAACACAGAUAUUUUAUGGGUUAUAAACAGCUGGUUACGUCAGGUUAAAUUAGAAGCUUAUGCUCGCGGUCAGUCAGUUCACGUUGGUUUUGGCGCGUUAGAUUAUCUAAUCUGUGGUGAUAAAACGCGUUUGACUUCUCUACCGACAGCAAAUGUCUAACAAGCAUGUGUUAGUGGUGGAGUCAGAGUAAAACUGUGCAAAUGCGAGUGUGCACUACUGGAGAUUAAAGCAGUAUGGCAUCGUGGAGGGUCGCGUUUAUCGUUUUACUGUGGGAGUUCCAUUGUAGUGUUUGCCGUGACGUUUCUGUCCCGGCCGGUCCACUGUACCGGGUAGCCGGGUUCCCUCUGUCCCUGCCCUGCACCGUUUCAGCAUACGAAGGCUCACGGACUCAGGACUUUGAGUGGUCCCUGUACCGGGAGGAUGCCAAGGGUCAGCAGAUGCAUGUGGUGUCCACACGAGAUACCGAGUUCCCGUACGCUCCCUUCCAGCCUCGUGUACGAUCGGGUGAGGUUCGGGUGGAGAGGGACUCGGGCGACAAAGCCAGACUGAUAAUUCAGAGGCUCCGCCCAGAGGACCAGGGUCGUUACGAAUGUUACACGCCCAGCACUGACACCCGCUACCUGGGGAACUACAGUUCAUCAGUGGUGGUCAAAGUGAUUCCAGAUACUCUGCUCAUAACACACUCACGCAUCCUAAGCGGCCAGCCUAUGAUCGAGGGGGCGGAGCUUCAGCUGACCUGCAUGGCCUCCGUCCAAUCAGAGCAGCACACUCACGUGGCAGUCACGUUUGGCAUGCGAAGCAGCAAGGGGACGGAGUCCGCAGGCCACAACCUUCGAGAAAUCAUCGCCUUGGAUCGCGAGCUGCUUGUGACUCCGGGGCAUGGUGGAUCGUAUGAGAGGAGAUAUAAAGAGGGAGAAAUCGCUCUGGAAAAGAUAAAAGGAGAUGGAGGAAGGGAUCUGUACGUGCUGAAGAUAAGCGCCCUGACACCGGACGAUUCCGGAGCGUAUUUUUGCGAAGCCGUGCAGUGGGUCAGAGACCCACAGGGCACAUGGGAACGCAUCGCUCAGAGAACCAUGGAGAUGGGAAAUCUCACCGUUCAACCUCUCGCGGACACGCUCACCGUACGCUCGACACCAGAAGGUGCCGUAUCGCUGCAGACCGGCGCUCCGCUCACCCUCACCUGUAAGGUGUCUGGCGUGGGCUUGUGGAACCGCUCGGCACUCCUCGUCCAGUGGAUGCGGCGCGGGAGGACAGGGGGAACGGAGGUGGAGGUGGCACGCAUGGGCACUGACGGUGUCGUGAGCUGGGGCGAUGAUGUCAGCAGGGCGGGUGGAGGCAGUAUGGAGAAGGAAGCAGACGGGAGUUUCUCUCUGCGCCUGUUUUCUGUUCACCCCGUUGAUUCCGGACUCUACCGGUGUGCCGUGAGCGUGUACGCCGGCCGACUAACACCAGGACCAUCGAGCCCUGCUACCAUAACUCAGAGGUCUGAUUGGGUCACUGUUAACUUGAAGACUGAAGAUGUCCGUGUAUCCGCCACCAUUGAUCUGCUCCAACGAUCGCUGCUGAAACGAGGCAGUACGGUCAUCCUGAUCUGCAACGUUUCUGUGCUGACCACCGGUCCUUUCCAGGUGGAAGUGAAGUGGUUUCAGAAGAGAGAAGAUCCAGAGAGAAACAACAUCCCAUUGUCAGAGGACAGCAGAGGGCGCGCCCUGGCGACUCUGACCUACGCCGGUCUGGCACAGAUCCACAGUAACAGCAGUGAACUGAGUGUCGAUCGCGUGUCCGUGAGUUCUUACAGGCUGAGAAUAUUCUCGGCCCAUGAUGAGGAUCAGGGUCACUAUCGGUGUCAGGUGGAGGUUUGGUCACAGGACCCACACGGCGUAUGGUACAACACCGGCGGCAGAGCGGAGUCUGAGACCGUACACCUAUACCUGUAUGCUCGAGUUGCUGAUCUGCUGCUCAUUCCCCUGGUGAUCGGCGCCUCGUCUGCGUUGUUUAUUGGUGUGUUGAUCAUCUCAGCUGUGACGUGUUGCUUCAUGAGGAGACUCGCCAAACAGCGCUCACAAACAAGGAAGUAGGAAACUCAUGCAAAAACCAAUGAGAACAUUCAGUGACAAAAUACUUUGAUUGAAAUGUGCACUCAAAACGGUACGGCUUUCACGCUUAUUCAUGUGUGCAUGACACACAAAUGCAUGUGUAGACCCACACAAGCUGUGGUGUUUUUAUUAAGCUCCACUUUUAGCAAAUGUUGUAUGCGCAGCUGUUCAGGGAGGAAAGACUUGUGUGCUGGAUAUAAAUAUAUGUUAAACCUCCAUGCAGAAACUGUAAAGAUACACAAACAUGAAAUGUGAGUUUUUACAGUGAAUGCACGAUUCUCUCUCUCUCGUGUAUAUAUGUAUAUGACAGUAUAUGUCAUGCCUUAGUUUAUCAUAGUUUGUUUUUGUAUUGGUAAUGAAAUGCACCUUAUCAGUGAAGUCCCAAACCUUCCCUAAUGUUCACUGAGAUUUACUUCAUUAUAAACACAGACAUGUCUGGGUCAUGUUUUCAGACAAAAUCACAUUAUAUUUGAUAAUUAUAUACUGCAUUAUAUUUUUGCAAAAAAGAUUCUCAUUAUUACUGCAGUUAAAUAAAAAUAAAAAGAUUCAGUUGUUUAUUUAAUAAUAUAAUUAUUAUUAAAAGCAGCUUAAUUCUGUCCUUUCAGUACAGCAAAUAACACAAUUGUUUUAAUUGUAUUUUACUAAUUUACAAGUUUUUUUAUGGUAACACAAUUUUUGGCUUAAAUGUGUUUUGGUUGAAAUACAAUAGAAAAUAAUCGUAACGGUUUUUAUUUGACCUGGACAUUUCUUGACUGCUUUGUUAAAAUCUUUUUUUUUUAAGAUUUUUUUGUACAAAAUGUGAGCAAAGGGAUCAGAACCACUUGGAUACAAGGUCCAAAAAGCAAAUCGGAGGUUAACAUGUUUACACAUUAAAGACACAACGCUGAGAGAAACUGGGAUGACUUGAAUGUCUGUAUCUCAUUUAGCUGUUACAUUGUUACAGAGAUAAAAAACAUACUGAUGUUCAUUCUGUCUUUUUUAUUUUUCCUGAAACAUCCUCAGGUUUUUGUCAGGUUAUAGGAAACGUUUUUUAUAAUAUUGACACAAAACCAUUUAUUGUUUUAUACAAUGUUAAGAUCAGUUUAUUUAAUAACCCAAUCAUCUGAUAGUUAUUGGAUGUGUAUGGAUAUUGCGUGUUGUCUUUGCUGAAUCAUUCAUCUGAUUGUUGUGUAAGAUGACAGUACUGUGAUCUUCAGUCUCUGAUGUUAAAGCCACAUUAACUGUAAAAAUAAAGGACUGUGUGCUUUCUGUUCUUAUUUACCGUGUUCAUGUGCAGAAAUCUGAUUUAUCCUCUUAUUUGGUCAAGUCACGUGAUAGGAGGUGAAUAUUAAUCCUCACGUCUCUCAAUCCGCUGAUGUCAUUCUGACCCGUAUGAGUCUCAUAGUUUAUACUCAUCCUGUCCUUUAUCAACAAGACUAACAUGACCGAUCUCUCUCGCUAUCAGAUGCGUUUUUAAAGUCAAGUUGUACUUUACCACAAUACUGUAACACAUUGAUUAGAAAACGGAUUGUUUUGGUCAUUCCAUACAGUGAUAUCUCUAUCUGGAUGAAACUAUACAUAGGCGUUUAUAUGUAGCUGUUGUCUGUCUGGCACAGAUAUCCGGUUAUAUAACCAGAUUUAUAAAUGUUAUGUGACUUAUUACUGUGAAGACACUUUUAGGGCAGAUUUACUAAAUAAGGGGCAAAUUGUGCAUGAGUGCAAUUCCAAAAAAACGUGGAUGGGAGUGGGAAUAUCUGUGGGUUAUUUACUAAAAAGGUGCAAAUUCACGGAUGCAACAGCUGAUUUCCAUAAUGACCAAUGAGAGCAGCGCAAAUGAGUUCAGGGUAACAAAUAAUCAGAGCUGAUGAGGUGCAGGUGAUUCGCUAACACCUGAUGAGCUUGAGUUCAGCACCAGAGACAUCACAGUCAGACAUUGUGCGACUUCUCCUAGUUACCCCUCUUUUAUUUCCUCCAGCAAAUAAACAAUAACAUGGUUUGGCAAACAAUAUUUUUGAGUAAUAUGUGCCUCUGGCAUAUAUUUCGUGUUAAAACACUCCUAUGCCUUCUAUCAUACGCUUUUUGAUGGCUCUCAUAGGCAACAAUUGCAGACCUUUUAAGUGCAAAAUGAUUUAAGACAUGCUUUUUUCAGCUUUAAAUAAUGGCACAAAUACCAGUAAUAUCACACAUGCAGACAUUAGUAAAUGACGUUGCGUGAAUAAUUUAAAUACUCUUGCAUCUAAAAAGGAAACUCUUAAAAAUGCAUAUGCAAUAAGGUCAGUCGCAAAAAAUAACUAGACCACACAUUUCAGUUCUAAUUAUCCACUGCACAUCUUCAUUAAAUCCAGACAGUCGUUAUUUUACACCAAAAUGAUGGUUUGCGCUGGCAGUAGCUGUUAGUUAUUCUGUCCCUUAGACUCAUGUUUACAGUCUUGAAUCUCCCAGUAUGCACUAUAGACUAGAGUAGUUAAGUUGCAUCUACUAGUAGGGUCUCACCACAGAAACUAACCAUUAACUCAUUACCAUUUCAAUAUCAGAGUCAACUAAGAACCACUGAGGUUCUGAAACACUGCCACUUUACUUUGUUAUGAGAUUACCAGGACCAACUUUUCUUUAUUUUUAUGUUGUUUUAUUUUGAAUAGCAUGCACUGAUGAAUCAUAUAUAUGACAAACACCAGAAACAUUAUUAAACAUCAUGAAGUGUGUUUCAUUACUGCUUUGUCCUAAAGGAUUUGUACUGUAACACUUCAUUUUGUAAGAUUUUACUGUACUGUUGAUUUUUCAUGUGUAAAUUGUGCUGCGGUGUCCUGAAUAAUAUUGCUGUUGUAAAGGAGAUCAUAUUGUUGUCUGAUGUACAGUUGGUGCUGUUUAACCUCUCAGAGCUCCUGGUAAAAUCCUCUUUACUUAUACAGUAUAGUUAUCUGUGUGAAAGAUCAUCGUCACCUGAUGAUCUUUGUUUCAAUGACCAUCUGUACAGCGAUCACAUCAUCAACAUUACAUUUGCUUACAGUACAUUUGGUUAGUGACCUAGAAAUCCUAGUUAAGCAGUUUAUUUUUUACUUGAUUUAAAAUGUUUUCAAGUCUUUAUUUCCAGGUUUAAAUGACAGACUGUAUACUUCACUGUGUUUUGUACUUUAAAUCCAGUGCUGUAUGUGUGUUGUAUGUUAAACACCCUCACAUUUACAUAUCUAUUGUGAUGUGCUGCUGGUUUGUGAAUUUAUUACCCUGGUAACAGUUAGAGUCAAGUAGAUGUUGGCAUACAAAAUAUUCUGCCGUUUCCUUCUCAAGUUAGAUCUUAAACUAAUCUUACAUCUUUGAGCAAGAACAGAAAAUCAGAUAUUUCACUUCUGCAGAAACUAAAGAUAAACCUCAGUGACUGCUCGACUAGCAAUUCUGUUUAAAAACAUUCACCUUUUUGUUUUGUAAUAAAAUGUUGACAAUGAA
Molecule: messenger RNA, 5659 nt
Organism: Paramisgurnus dabryanus
Lineage: Eukaryota; Metazoa; Chordata; Actinopteri; Cypriniformes; Cobitidae
Gene: igsf8
Product: immunoglobulin superfamily, member 8
Cellular component (GO): membrane
Source: RefSeq, a predicted model, not a curated record